GCUCAGCAUGCCAACCAACAGUGCAGAUUAAGCCCCAGAAUCGCAUCCGACGACUCGCGGUAGCUCACAAAGAACAAGGGUUAGGGCGUUUUCCCGUUCGAUUCCUUCGUUUAAUCAGAGCGAUUUCUGUUCAAUCAGUAAAUCUAGGGUUAGGGAUUUGAAUCGGAUGGAGAUGGAUUAUGUGACGGAGUUCCCUCUUUCCCACAUUGAUCGGCGUCCAAGGAAGAGGCCCAGGAUUGCUUGGGACGUCCCUCAAGGCCACCCAAAGGCUCAGUCAGGAAUAUAUUAUGAGCAAGAUGUUGGAAAUGGGACAAGCUUUGGACCUCCAAGGGUACUCCCAGACCAUCCUAGUCUUUUUGUAAAGGGAUUGACUCAAAAAGGCUCUCCCCCAUGGCGAGAUGAUGACAAAGAUGGGCAUUACAUGUUUGCGCUGGGAGAGAAUUUAACUUCUCGCUAUAAGAUUCACAGAAAAAUUGGUGAAGGAACUUUUGGUCAGGUUUUGGAAUGCUGGGAUAGGGAAACAAAAGAGGUGGUAGCUAUAAAAGUUGUCAGAAGUAUUAAGAAAUAUCGUGAAGCAGCAAUGAUAGAAGUUGAUGUGCUACAGUUGCUUGGGAAGUAUGACAGAAAUGGCAGUCGUUGUGUUCAAAUACGGAACUGGUUUGACUAUCGUAACCAUAUAUGUAUAGUAUUUGAGAUGCUUGGACCAAGCUUAUACGAUUUCCUCCGGAAAAAUAAUUAUCGCCCAUUUCCGGUUGAUCUUGUCCGCGAGCUUGGCAGGCAACUGUUGGAAUGUGUAGCAUUCAUGCAUGAUAUGCGUCUCAUCCAUACUGACUUGAAGCCUGAAAACAUACUUUUUGUGUCUUCAGAGUAUGUUAAAGUACCAGACUACAAGUUUACAUCCCGGUCACCAAAAGAUGGAACCUGUCAUAAAAGGUUGCCAAAGUCUAGUGCUAUCAAGGUCAUUGAUUUUGGUAGCACUGCCUAUGACCAUCAAGAGCACAACUACAUUGUCUCGACAAGGCACUACCGCGCACCAGAGGUUAUUCUUGGUCUUGGAUGGAGUUAUCCAUGUGACAUAUGGAGUGUUGGUUGCAUCUUGGUAGAAUUGUGUUCGGGAGAAGCUUUGUUUCAGACACAUGAGAACUUAGAACAUCUAGCUAUGAUGGAGAGGGUCUUAGGUCCAUUUCCACCGCACAUGUUGAGAAGAGCAGACCGGCACGCUGAGAAGUAUGUCAGGAGGGGUAGAUUGGACUGGCCAGAAGGUGCAACUUCACGGGAAAGUAUUAAAGCCGUUUUAAAGCUACAUCGUCUCCAGAAUAUAGUUAUGCAGCAUGUAGAUCAUUCAGCUGGGGAUCUCAUCGACCUCCUGCAAGGUCUCCUUAGAUAUGACCCCUCCAAUAGGCUAACAGCUCCUGAGGCCCUUAGGCAUCCGUUCUUUACCAGGGAUCAUUUCAGGAGGUUUUAGUGAUGAGUUGCCAAAUUCAUUCUUGCAGUGUUAGUAGGUUUAAUCGGAGUGCAUUGUGAAGUUGUGGAUUUUUGAAGAGCGGGGUUGCUUGCUUUCCUGAAUGUUGUUAUUUCUUGGCAUACACAAGCAUAAAGGGCUGGCCAGGAAUUCUCAAUUUCUGUCAUUUCACUUUCGGGUGAAAGCUUCUGUAAAUAUCCUCUCUCAUAAGUUUCUCCUUCGAUUUUGUACCAUGAAAAUGAAAUGUAACAAGUUUCCCAUACAAUGAGGUGAUCCGCUUUCUGAACGAGGUUAGCCUUCACCAUAAGCAUGUGCAUGUGUUUGUUUAAGUUUUCUUAGAAAAUGAACAUAUGGCUGUUACAGACAUGCUACUGAAUAAUACUGUGCUUCACAUAUUGCAAUAAAUUUCGUUUUUGUUA
This is a messenger RNA of Prunus persica (peach), 1881 nucleotides long. RefSeq names its product serine/threonine-protein kinase AFC1. The coding region runs from base 167 to 1465 and encodes 432 amino acids. NCBI's taxonomy places the organism in Eukaryota, Viridiplantae, Streptophyta, Magnoliopsida, Rosales, Rosaceae. The transcript has 12 exons. The record is from RefSeq and is a predicted model, not a curated record. Gene Ontology annotation, biological process: protein phosphorylation. Gene Ontology annotation, molecular function: ATP binding; protein kinase activity. Gene Ontology annotation, cellular component: nucleus.